AUGGCGGAUGACAGUGAUGACGAUUCCUGGGGUAGUUUCUUUGAAAACAACCGGUCUGUGCCUCUACAUAAAACUCGACGGGAGAAGGAAGAAGGCGAUAGUGUUCCUUAUCGCAUACACUUGAAAUCUGUCGAAGGGAUCCCCAUUCCGAGCUUUGUAGUAAGUAAAAACAGCAAAUUUACAAAUGUAAACAAACGUAAACCGUAUGGUACACUGUAGUAUUUUUGUAUUUAAUAUUACACUAAGGCUGUAAAAUCCACUAUAACGUUCACUAUGUAGUAUAUUAGUGUGUUGGGAAUGCGUAGUUUCUACAGGAUUUUGAUAUUUCAUUGCGAUCGGGUGAUAUAUUUGGUUUUAAUGUUGUCUAGCCUUUUGCCGUUGUGAAUACUUGAUUGUAAACAAGUGUAUGUUGUACUAUAGCCGUAAAUACGCUAUGAAGUAAACUGAUGUCGACAUUUGUGUGUUGGGAAAGAUUAGUUAGUAUGGGAUUUUAAUAUUUUGUUGCGAUCGGCCGAUUUGUUGGAUUUUAAUAUUGUCUAGCUUUUUCCUACCUGCCAUAUUAUCGUUAUUGUAUAAAAUAUAAUUAUGUAAAUUAUUUGUAUAUAAGUUCUUUGUAGGUUUGCAUGGCGGUGAAACAUAUAAUAUUAUUGUUUGUGGCAACACCACGUAAAAAUUUAUUACUGCAAAGCUUUCGAUCCGUAAGCCUAGAUCUUCAUCAGUGCUAAUAAUAUAUGACUUGUUCAAUCCACACACCCUUUUAUAUACCAAAGUGUCGUGAUCUGUUGGCUCACAUCAUUUGAAACUUUUUAUUUAAUUUGGGCACAGAAUACUACACAGAAGUCCAUCUCCAUUGGUUUUUGCGGAAGCACUUGUCAUCAUUCGUCACUCAGCAAGUGCCGUAAACAGAAGCCGUCACCCCCUGGAUGUGCACCAUUUUGAGUAUUUCCAGGGGGGACUGCUUCUGUUUACGGCACUUGCUGAGUGACGAAUGAUGACGAAUAGUACUUAAGCAAAAACCAAUGGAGAUGGACUUCUGUAUAGUAUUCUGUGAUCCGGGCUUACGGAUCGAAAGCUUUGCAGUAAUAAAUUUAUGUGGUGUUUCCACAAACAAUAGUAAUAUAUGAUUUGUAUAUAAUUGUGUAGUCUAGAGUGAUUAUGAUCGGUAGUUAUCCAUUUAGUUUGUUGUUUUACCAAUCCACCCUGGGGCGAAAAAAUAUUUUAUUUUCUGUGACCACAAGUGAACGUGAUUUUUUUCUGUGAGGUAUCAACUGUUUAAAAUUGUACUUUAAUAACUGUUCAAUUGUAAGUAUGACAAUGUCAAAGUAUUGUCACUGGUGUAUUAAAUAUAAUUUAUACCAAAACUGCUGCUGAAAUUGUCAUAAGACAAAUUUCUUCAGACAAACUAGAAAAAAAUAGUGCAGACAGUCCAACUUAUAAAACUAAUGUAUUUCAAAAAAAUUGUGCAAUCAUAUACCCAGGGCGCGAUAAUUCAAGAUUUUUAGUCGUACCUGACUGGUACGCCAAUGGUAGUUGCCGCGUACGUGAGCUAGUACACACUCAGUACUCAAUGUGUACUUACUGUAGUCCUCAGACACAUGAUAUACCAACUAAAUUACGGUAUUGAAUACCUUGGGCUUGGAAAGGCCAUGUGAUACCAGCAAAAAGUAAGUACGCAGAUAGCAAGAAUUCCGCGUACCUACGUGGUACUUGACUGAAAACAAGGAAGUACCAGACCGUAAUAUUGGCGUACCUCCAGUACGUAAGUACGCGAUUUAUCGCACCCUGAUUAUUACUCUACAAUACAUUUUGAAUCAGUUUCGAUUCAUCUUCAGCAGCAUAUUUAUUUUGGUACCCGGUCAGUCAUUAAAUACAAUUUGUCCUAAAUGCAUACUAGAGCCAAGAAUCAGUCGAGUUUCAAGUACGUGUCACACUGUACGAUGCAGCGAACAAGCACUUCUUUGGCAGUACCUGGCUCGGAGCUUAUCUACCUUGGAGGAAAAUGGACGAGAAUCAUGCUAAAAUAUCUUGUAAUGAGGUAUGAAAUAUAUUGUUUCUAUGAAAUUAUAUAUUAUUGUAUUCUAUAAUUUAGUCCUGUAUAUACUGGGUGUUCCAAAAACACCUGGGCGCUGUUUGAUUUCAUGUAACGUAAAAGCUAUACACGCUAUCGCAAUGAAAUAAAGAUCAUUGCAUUCACGAAGGUCUAACUUAGAUUUUGAUAUAUAACACUUGAAUUUACAUGCAAUAUUUACAUGCAAUAUUGACUAUUGAUAUUUGAACGUUGAACUACUGUUUUUGAAAAUGCCAAAAAUUAAACAACCGAUGUAGUUAGACUUGUUAAAUAAUAAAUAUUUUUAUUUUGGUUGUAUCUCGCUCAAUAUUGCAUGUAAAUUGAAGUGUUAUAUAUCAAAAUCUAAGUUACAUGUACUGUAUAGUCUUUUCUGAAUGUAAUGAUCUUUAUUUCAUUGCGAUAGCUUUUAUAGCUUUUACGUUACAUGAAAUCAAACAGCGUUCAGUUUUUUUUUGGACACCCGGUAUAAUGUGCAUAUAAACAUAAUAUGAAUAUACUUUAUCGUUUUGCAUAUGUUAGCCACCAUUAAUUUCAUAAAACUACUUGGAAUAUUCUAUUUUUCAGGCUUUAUAUUUUCAUUCCUCUUUGAACGAUGUUACUUGUGUUGGAGCUGUCGAAGUUAUAGCUCUGGGUAGGUUAUAUAUAAGUUAUUUCCAUGAAACUUUAUGAUUACAUUUUUUUUUGCCAAGAAAAGAUUAAAUCACUGCCCGGACUAUAGGUGUCUACUAUAGAAACCUUAAAAAUUAUAUAAUACAAAAAUGACAAAAUAUAUUGUACCUUCUCUGUAAUAAAAUUGAUUGACUAUACAGUAUAUUUUAAUAAAGAGAUUCAAUGUAUUUUUUGUUAAUGGAUAUACAAAUAUCGUUGUGUGUAUUUAAGAUGAAGCUAAAGGUAUCAGUUGUUCUUGUGGCUGGGGGAUUCUCAGGAUUUUUGACUCAACUAUUACUCUCAAGGAUUCGUCAAACACGAAUGAUAUUACAAUAAACAGGUAUACGACAAACACCGAAAUGAUGCGAGGUUUUAAAAAUCUUCUCCGACGUAUCCAUCGUCUUCACUAAUGUUGCAGAAAUGUGAAAACCUAAAUUUACACUGAAUGUUCAAAGCUGAUGCAUGCUGGCCCAUGGCAAGGCCGAUUUACGCUACGCAACCUUUGCUUAAUAAUAUAACUGUCGCAUGCAACCUGCUUACAACUUGAGUUGUACUGUGUAUAAAAUCAAGCAAACAACUCGCGACAACUCGCGACACAGUACAACUCAAGUUGUAAGCAGGUUGCAUGCGACAGUUUUAGGCAAAAGUUAUGUUAUUGUAGUGUAAAUUGUCUGUCUGUAAUUCUGCUCUCCUUCCUCCACUUUGAGCUUUCAAACAAGAUUAUUUUUCCUUAACCUGGUCUACUUUAUAGCCCGGCCCGGUUAUUUUCGAAAACAACGUACUAUUUCGUAAAACUGAGAAUGAAAGUAGUGAUACAUUUUUGCUAAUUUGGUUACAAGGCUCAGUUGUGUUGCUAUCUAAUCAAUAUACACUUAUGUCUAGUUAAUUUGGAUGACUGUAAGACUCUCGACCGCUCCCCACAGUCGCCUACUUUAUCAAUACAGCUAUACGUACUCAGAAUAAUUCUGAAAGUCAUGGGAAUUACUGAUAGUAGAUACUAGAUGGUUAAUUCUCGACUGACACUUAUUAUGUUUGUCUUUAGAUUGAACUUCAUGCGUGGCACAGUUCAAGCGUUAUUGUACAUGUCUGAACCUUUAGAAGGUACUGAUACAGAGUACCUUUCUUCUUUCUCACAUUUUUUAUUUUUAUUCACCACAUGCGAACAAUCUAGUGGAAUUAAUCUUACCUUAUCUUGUCUUUUAUUAUCUUUCAAUUUAUGGUGUUUAUAGAAAUAUGAUUUUCAUGGUAAUCAAAAUUAAAGACAAUCGUAACUCUCGAUCGUUUUCUUAGAUUUCCCUGGCUUGGGACCAAUUCCUGGAUUCCAGUUGCUUUAUCAGCUAUCACGGCAUUCCAGUUUAGAGAAAGUCGUUCAUUUGUUUCCUGAGAAUUCUCUGAUUGGUGGAGAUGACAUAGUGCCGGGUGUGCGAGAAGGACCGCCCGAUG
This is a messenger RNA of Paramuricea clavata, 4159 nucleotides long. The record is from the annotation of a GenBank genome assembly. Lineage: Eukaryota; Metazoa; Cnidaria; Anthozoa; Malacalcyonacea; Plexauridae.